GGAUGACGUAUUUAUCAAUGCCCGCGCCGAGCAGCGCGCGGCCAGGGCGGCCAAGCUGCUGGAGGCUUUGGCAGAGCUCGAAGACCCUCAGGUCUGCAAGGCCAUUGACAAACGCUUCUCCAUAGAUACAGUUUCUUCCUCCGCGCCUGUGGCCGCUGCAGUGGCCGAGCUCAACAACCAACUCCCUGCCAACCGUGCGCUCAUGGUGCACGCCGCCCUGGCCAACAAGGGAAGGCACCUGUCCGAGCUCAUCGAUACUGCUGGCUGGGAAUACCAGCUGGCACAGGCGCCUGCGGCCGAGAAGGCUGCGCUCCGCUCUGGAGCCGGCCUCGGCGCCAGAGCCUUCCUGGCGGCAAUCCCGUCCGGCAAGACCAGCAUGGAACCCGCAAUUUUUAUUCAGGAACUGCGCUUCCGCCUGGGGCAUGCAUGA
Messenger RNA from Symbiodinium pilosum, 430 nucleotides. Lineage: Eukaryota; Dinophyceae; Suessiales; Symbiodiniaceae. The record is from the annotation of a GenBank genome assembly.